UUAGUAUUAUCGUAUUAUAUAACGUCAGCACUGCGGAUGUGCAUUUGCAUUUUUUAAGAUUCUCACACGUCGCUACUAACAGUUGUAAUUCGGGAUUUCAACAAAUUCUUGGUCACAGAUGCGUUUUUGACAGGAUGGACACACGAUCUUCCCGGUUUUCUGACACGUUGCGAAGAAGUGUUCGCUUGCAACAAACAGGAUAUUACACAGGGCAAACUCCAGCUAUUUGCUACAAAGAGAUAUUACACAAGAGCCCUCACAGGAAAAUUGGUCAUCGUAAUGGCAUGAACCAGACAACAGCCUCUGUGACCGAAAAUGUGCAACACAACCAGGACGAUGGAGAGACAGGUGUGAUAUGGACCGCUUCUAUGAAAGUAUCCAGCUUCUCUGUAAAAAAUGUCAGCUGCUUUUUCCUCAUGGUCCUUGUCAGUAUUGGAUUUACACACAUGCAAUUUGAGUUAUUAAAGCUCCAGCAGGAAGUGCAGCCACUUAGACAGCAGUUGGACUUUUUGGGGAGUUUUUUUCCACUGGCAGACACAAUGGCCAACUAUGCGUUAGAAUCACAAGGUGCUGGUAUUUUGGAGCAUUUAUCUUCACAAACAUAUUGGCCGCAUAGAAACAGUGCUGUGCUGUGGGACAGGAUCUGCUACUGGCAGUAUUCAUCUGAAACGCAGAGACGAGUGAUUCAGGGACAUUCAGCAUUGAAGCCUGGACAUUGCUGGUGCUUUUCAGGGGCCCGUGGACAUUUAUUAAUUUCCCUGUCCCACUCAGUUUGUGUCACUCAUGUUACACUUGGCCAUAUAACAAGAAGCCAGUCCCCUGAUAGAUACAUUACAAGUGCUCCAAGGACCUUUUCUAUCUAUGGAAUGAAUUCCACAAACGAGGAAGGGACCUGCUUAGGGACACUGGUUUACAAUCAAGAUGGUGCAUCAUUUCAGACCUUCGAACUGUCUAGUCAAAGCAAGUGUAUCAUCAGAUUUGUGAAACUACAGAUUGAAAGCAACUGGGGAAACACAAACAACACCUGCCUCUAUAGCUUUAGGGUUCAUGGUAAACUUCAUGUAUAACAGCACAAUUUAACUCCUGGAAAAUAGACAAUAAUGUAACAUCUCCAUUAUCAUCCAUUAUUAUCUGGCAUGUUGUCAUUAGUCUUUCCCCUAUUAAACAGACUGUGCUCCUUUGUUUUUCAAAAUAAAUCAUCUGAGUAAAGCAAAA
This is a messenger RNA of Betta splendens (Siamese fighting fish), 1215 nucleotides long. RefSeq names its product SUN domain-containing protein 3-like. Gene Ontology annotation, biological process: nuclear envelope organization. Gene Ontology annotation, cellular component: nuclear envelope; meiotic nuclear membrane microtubule tethering complex. NCBI's taxonomy places the organism in Eukaryota, Metazoa, Chordata, Actinopteri, Anabantiformes, Osphronemidae. The transcript has 9 exons. The record is from RefSeq and is a predicted model, not a curated record. Gene Ontology annotation, molecular function: protein-membrane adaptor activity. Bases 135 to 1067 code for a protein of 310 amino acids.